Messenger RNA from Archocentrus centrarchus (flier cichlid), 1194 nucleotides. Its product is annotated as butyrophilin subfamily 3 member A2-like. Gene Ontology annotation, cellular component: external side of plasma membrane. NCBI's taxonomy places the organism in Eukaryota, Metazoa, Chordata, Actinopteri, Cichliformes, Cichlidae. The record is from RefSeq and is a predicted model, not a curated record. Gene Ontology annotation, biological process: T cell costimulation; immune response; cellular response to lipopolysaccharide. The transcript is spliced from 7 exons. The coding region runs from base 1 to 1194 and encodes 397 amino acids.
AUGAAGGUGUUGCUGGUGUUCCUGCUGCUCCUGAACGUUUCCCAGCAUGCCCUGGCUGUGCUGGUGGAGGUGAAUGAGGGGGCAGAGUCUGUCCUGCUGCCCUGUCAGUACUCAGGAUUUCCACCUGAGGAGCCCACAGUGAUGUGGACUCGUAGUGAUCUCAAUCCCAAAACUGUCCACCUGCUCCAAGAAGGAGGAGAUGAUCUUAGAGGACAAAACCAGCGUUACAGCGGACGCACAUCAGUGAGGUCUGAUGCUCUGGACUCUGGAGACUUCAGCCUCACUCUGAGGAACCCACAACUGACUGACAGCGGCAGCUACACCUGCUCCAUCAGUGAUGGAAGACAAGAACGGAGACUGAGAGACAUCCAGCUGCAGGUCAAAGACCAGCAGGUGGAGGUGAAGGUGGAGGAAGGCUCAGAGUCUGUCAUCCUGCCCUGCAAAACAACACCUGACCUGCCCGAGGACACCAGGGUGGAGUGGACUCGCUCUGACCGAGAACUCAUGAUGGUCCAUGUUUAUUCUAACAGAAGUGACCACCUUAACAAACAGGAUGGUUUUUACAGAGAGCGAACGAAGAUGAAUGAAGACCUGCUGAGAACUGGAGACCUCAGUCUGACCCUGAAACAGCCCACACAGAGAGACACAGGAGGAUACAUCUGCACCAUCUACAGGGACAAUGACAUCCUGAGACACAAAGUAGUGCUGCAGGUCAAAAAACCAUUUCCAUCCUGGGCCAAAGCUCUUCUGGUUCCCCUGGUUCUUCUUCUGGUUUCUGGAGGUCUUUCAUUUUAUUUUCGGCAGUACUUCAUGUCAGUAAUGCCAUCCAGAGUGGAGGUGGAGGAGGGGGUGGAGUCUGUUCAGCUGCCCUUCAGAACCACAGAAAACCUGCCUGAAGAUGCUAAAGUGGUGUGCUGGGACAGUUCAAAUAGGACAGUCUACAUUUAUCAGAAUGGCUCUGACCAGCCUGAUGAACAGGACCAGUUUUACAGAGACAGAGUGAAGAUGAAUGAAGACCUGCUGAGAACUGGAGACCUCAGUCUGACCCUGGAUCAGCCCACAGAGAGAGACAGUGGAGAAUACAGAUGUGCAGUCUGGAAUCACGGAUCCAUCAUCAGAUCCAAAACAGUGCUGCUGAAAGUCAAGGGUCCAGGAUCAAACAGGGAUCAUCAGGAACAGAAGCAGCUCCAUUGA